GGGACGGCGGCCGGCGCCCUCACUUCCGUGUCCCGCCGUCCUGGCCCGUGCGCGCCCAGCCACCGCCGCCAUCGGACAAUAGGCCGCCCGUCCCGGCCGCGCUGAACUUCCUGCCGGGGCCCCGCCGGCCCGUGCGCUGGAGCCCGCGCUCCCGCCUGGCGCGGGCCAGGAUCCCAGCUCCGCGGCGGCCGCCGGGGAAGCCGCGGGGCUCGCGCGCCCGGGACGUGCCUGCGACGCCGGCCGCCGCGCCUUCGCUCCGGCCGGGCGCGUCGGCGGCCUCGGCACUUUCCGGCGGAGCCGGCUUCACCCCUGCUCCGUACAGCGGCAGCUGCCGUGUGGGUUUCCGAGUUUGGUGGCUUAAGGAGGAUGUGAUUUUUUCUUCUUCUGUUUUUUCUUUUAUGAUUUGAAAAAGAGGAAAGAACCGCGCAGCAAGCUGGGACAGCGAAGCGCCACCAUCCGCCCCCACGUGGACACCUCCAAGGGGAAAGGGAGUUGGAAGCGAACCUGGUCCAGCUGCCCUGAGGCCUCCACUUCGGCGACACUCGAAGGCCUGGGGUCAUGACUCUCACGCCGGGCAGGUGGAAGGCUUUACUCGUCCUGGGCUGGACUUGAGUCCCUGCAUUUCUCCAGCAUUUCCCGCUCCGCCCUAACAAACACACACCCCUCCACUACCCUGCGCCUUGGCCUAGGCCCCACGCCGCUCUGAGACAUGGACAAGUACGAUGACCUGGGCUUGGAGGCCAGUAAAUUCAUCGAGGACCUGAACAUGUACGAGGCCUCCAAGGAUGGACUCUUCCGAGUGGACAAGGGUGCAGGCAACAACCCGGAGUUUGAGGAAACACGCAGGGUGUUUGCCACCAAGAUGGCCAAAAUCCACCUCCAGCAGCAGCAACAGCUCCUGCAGGACGAGACCCUGCCCAGGGGGAGCCGAGGCCCGGUCAAUGGUGGAGGCCGCCCAGGCCCACAGGCCCAGCGGGAAGCUGGUGCUGGCAGCAAGCUGACCGUGGAUGGUGCUGCGAAGCCCCCUCUGGCCGCCUCCACAGUAGCUCCUGGGACAGCCACCACCAUCGCUGCUGGGCAACCCUUGUACCCACCCCAGGAGCAGAGGGCCAGGCCAAAUGUCCGAGGCACAAAGUCUGGUAGCCAGAACUGUGGUUCCAAGGAAAACCCGGCAAGUUCUGAGAUGCCUGCUUUCCACCGGCUGGACCCCUGCGAGGAUCCUUCCUGCCUCACCCAUGGAGACUAUUAUGACAACCUCUCCUUGGCAAGCCCGAAGUGGGGUGAAGAACUAGGAGCGUCCUCUGGCAUCAGGCUGGGUGUAGGGAGUGGGUGGGCUGGCUCCCCAGGAAGCGAUCCACCACUGCCCAGACCUUCCAGGGACCAUCACCUGUACCAGCCGCAGCUCUCCCUGAGCUCCAGCAAGUCAUUCGAGAGUGGCCAGGAUGGCGGUGUUGGUGGCCGCAGCAGUGAGAACCCAGCGGGUCUUUGGGCCACUGCCACUUCCCAGCGGGUGAGCCCUGGCCUUCCCUCCUCAGGCCCGGAGAACGGGGCCCUCCUGGGGCCUGCUCCGUCCAGAACCCCUUCUUUCUCAGCACCACUGGCCCUGAGCUGCUCCGGUCAAGGAGCUCUGCCAAGAACAAACUCGGGGGUGGAGAAUGAGGUUUCAGGCAUGAUGCGCAAACCAAAUGUGGAUCCUCAACUCUGGUUCCAGGAUGGGCCCAAACCUUACCUUUCUAGUUCUGGCCCAUCGUCCUUACCAGCCAGCCUGGACAGUUUGCAGCUGGGUGCGGCCCCUGGCCUGGGUCCCAAGCCUGGCUGUACAGACCCUGGCAUUGGUCCCAAGCUCAGCCCCACCAGCCGUGUCCAUCCAGUGAUGUACACCCUGCCUGAGUUAUCCUGUAAAGAAGGUCCCCCUGGCUGGUCCUCUGAGGGCAGCCUAGGGCCUGUGCUCCCAGAGAGCCCCAACACCCACAGAGUGAGGCUGCCUUGCCAGACUCUCAUCCCCGGCCCUGAGGUUGGGCCCUCAGCCGCCGAACUGAAACUAGAAGCCCUUACCCAACGUCUGGAACGUGAGAUGGAUGCUCACCCGAAGGCCGAUUACUUUGGAGCCUGUGUGAAAUGCAGCAAAGGUGUGUUUGGAGCCGGCCAGGCCUGCCAGGCCAUGGGGAACCUCUACCACGAUGCCUGUUUCACCUGUGCAGCCUGCAGCCGGAAGCUAAGAGGAAAAGCCUUUUAUUUCGUCAAUGGCAAAGUGUUUUGUGAGGAAGACUUCCUGUACUCCGGCUUCCAGCAGUCUGCUGACCGGUGUUUUCUUUGCGGCCAUCUGAUCAUGGACAUGAUCCUGCAGGCCCUGGGGAAGUCCUACCACCCUGGCUGUUUCCGCUGUGUCAUCUGUAACGAGUGUUUGGACGGGGUGCCCUUCACCGUGGACUCUGAGAACAAGAUCUACUGUGUCCGAGAUUACCACAAGGUGCUGGCCCCCAAGUGUGCAGCCUGUGGGCUUCCCAUCCUUCCACCUGAGGGUUCAGAUGAGACCAUCCGUGUUGUGUCCAUGGACAGAGACUACCAUGUGGAGUGUUACCACUGCGAGGACUGCGGUCUGGAGCUCAAUGAUGAAGACGGUCACCGCUGCUACCCGCUGGAGGACCACCUGUUCUGUCACUCCUGCCAUGUCAAGAGGCUGGAGAAGGGCCCCUCGUCCCCAGCACUUCACCAGCACCACUUCUAGCCAGAGCCUCUUACAGACCUCAUGACGGGGGUGAAAAGCCACGGUUGCCUAAUGAGAAAUCCACACGUGGCCCCUGGGGUAGAAUCGGGGUGGAGGAGUGCCUGCGCCUAUGUGGGGUGCCUUUCCUGUCACCAGCGAGGUGAACCCUACCUGUCUGGUAUGUGUAUGUUCGAAGUGCCUGUCUCCGCUGCCAUGCCCUCAUCAGAUUACUCAGGAAGACACUCCAGCAAGCGUAUGGCAUGUGACAGGAGAUCACAUCAGUGCAACUGAAUGGACUUGCCUGUCCCCUCUGGGAACAGUUCACUUCAGAGGGAAAGGUUUGCACUGAGCAUAUUUCACAAUAUCCUCUGAAGAGAGAUUUCAGCUGCCGAUGCAUCCAACCCUUUCCCUCCCUCCAGGAAAAUACCAGCACCGAGCUUACCCCCACCACCCCAACCCCCACUUCCCCCGCCUCCUUUCACACACACAAUAAUUUAAGGCUUCCUUUCACCCCAGAGCUUCCAUUCUUCUGUAGAAUGGCUACAGAUUUUAAUUGCCUUAUGGUGGGAGGGAAACUCGAACAUGUGCUUUGCAUCUUAGGAAGGAUUUUCUUGGUAAACCAGAGCCUAGCGUUGAAAUGAGUGAGACAGGGUCUCCACCUUGCACACUGACAGCGUUCUGUGUGUCGUGCCCCUUACCCCACAGAUCUUCACUCCCUUAUCGGCGCUGGGGCCUGGCGGAGAUUUGCCCUGUUGGCGCACUUUUGGAUGAGAGCUUGGUGCAGGCACUAGGCCUCUUCACCCACCUGUUUGCCCCCUACCCCUCCGGAGCUCUUGAGAGUCUGUGACUUUGGAGUCGCUCCUGCAAAGGCAAGUCUCAGGAUCCCAUGUGCGGACAUCUCCUGCGCCUGUGUAGCUUAUUGGACGAUGGGCUUUUGGAAGGCCUGCCUACGCCCCUUAUCAACAAGGGGUGUUUGUGUGUGUGUGUUUGUUUGUGUGUGUGUGUGUGUGUGUGUGUGUGACCUCUAAACCAGCGUGGAGGGCGUGCCUGAGGAUAAGUUAUUACAGUCAUUUCACAGGUUUCUCUGUUGCCCAAUUCUUGGCAAGGCAAGAUGUUUGAAGAAACCAGUAUAAGGUACACUGCUUUUGUCUGUUUUUUUUGUUUCCCUCCACUUUCAGUCUUUCACACACAAAAAAUACCUCACAGAUAAGAGCGUCACCAAAUUGCAGAUAAAGGAGGAAUUGCACCAUCACAGUGGACUCAAAUGCUAUUUUUGGUGUGUUAGGAAACCCUGGUUUCCCGUGGGCUGUACUCCAGUGGGUCAGGGCCCUGUAAUCCAAACUAAAGUGCAGCAGGGUAUAGAACCAAUAGACAUUGCGUGCUGCUGCCUUAGUCAUUUCAUCAUGCUGGCUCCCCAGGGUGGCAAGGGCUAAGGGAGGGCCACACACUGGCGAGAUUUCAAGGCCACCUCUGCACUGAAGAGACAAAACUUGCCCUCAUGUCAUAUUCCUGAGGCCAGAGGUCAAUACCCCUUGGCAUUUCAAUGAGAAGGGGGAA
Molecule: messenger RNA, 4264 nt
Organism: Hipposideros armiger (great roundleaf bat)
Lineage: Eukaryota; Metazoa; Chordata; Mammalia; Chiroptera; Hipposideridae
Gene: LIMD1
Product: LIM domain containing 1
Exons: 8
Coding region: 710-2728 (672 amino acids)
Biological process (GO): negative regulation of hippo signaling; response to hypoxia; regulation of DNA-templated transcription
Cellular component (GO): transcription regulator complex; adherens junction; nucleus
Molecular function (GO): transcription corepressor activity
Source: RefSeq, a predicted model, not a curated record